Molecule: messenger RNA, 1419 nt
Organism: Brassica rapa (field mustard)
Lineage: Eukaryota; Viridiplantae; Streptophyta; Magnoliopsida; Brassicales; Brassicaceae
Product: peroxidase 63
Biological process (GO): response to oxidative stress; hydrogen peroxide catabolic process
Molecular function (GO): peroxidase activity; heme binding
Source: RefSeq, a predicted model, not a curated record
UACUAAACCGACUCAAUUAUUAAGAUAACCGAUCAAUGAUUACGAAACACACACAGUAAACGGGUCAAUGACUCGUAAUGAUAAAAUAACCGGAUCAUCCACCUCUAUACCAAAGCUUUUACACUCUCCCGUGAUUGGUGGUGGAUUGUACAGAAGCGCGUGAUCUUCACUCUCUCUCCUACUUCUUCCUUUUCCAUUAAAUCUUACUCUACUGAAGCUAAGUUCUCUAUCUCCUUCAACAAUGGCAAAACUCAUCAUCCUCCUCUUCUUUAUCAACUUCUCCUUACAAUCUUCCGCCGUUGAAUCUCGCCUCACCACCGACUUCUACUCCAAAUCAUGCCCUAGAUUCCUCGACAUUGUCCGCGACACCAUCACCAACAAACAGAUCACCACCCCAACAACCGCCGCCGCCGCACUCCGCCUCUUCUUCCACGACUGCUUCCCCAACGGCUGCGACGCCUCCGUCCUCGUCUCCUCCACCGCUUUCGCCACCGCAGAACGCGACUCCUCGAUCAACCUCUCUCUCCCCGGAGACGGCUUCGACGUCGUGAUCCGCGCCAAAACCGCACUCGAGCUCGCUUGCCCCAACACCGUCUCUUGCUCCGAUAUCCUCGCCGCCGCCGUCCGCGAUCUCCUCGUCACGGUCGGCGGACCUUACUACGAGAUCUCCCUCGGCCGCCGCGACUCUCGCGUCUCGAGAUCGUCGCUCCUCCUCGCCGAUAGCCUCCCUCUUCCUUCUUCUCCGAUCUCGAAGCUCGUCGAACAGUUCACCUCCAGAGGAUUCUCCGUUCAGGAAAUGGUCGCUUUGAGCGGGGCCCACACCAUCGGAUUCUCGCAUUGCAAAGAGUUCACCAACCGGGUCGCCCGGGUGAACGAAACCGGGUAUAACCCGAGAUUCGCGGACGCUCUAAAGAAAGCUUGUUCGAAUUACCGAAAUGACCCUACGAUCUCUGUCUUCAACGACGUGAUGACUCCGAACAAGUUCGACAACAUGUACUUCCAGAACAUUCCGAAAGGUCUCGGGUUGCUAGAGUCGGAUCAUGGGUUGUAUUCCGAUCCGAGAACCCGGCCUUUCGUUGAGCUAUACGCGAGCGACCAAGCUCGGUUCUUUAAAGACUUCGCAGGAGCCAUGCAGAAGCUUAGCGUCUACGGCGUUUUGACCGGACGGCGAGGAGAGAUCCGGCGAAGGUGUGAUGCAAUCAACUAAGAAGUUCUCACUCUGAACUUAGAGAUUCUUGAUUGUUUGUUUUUUUUUUAAUUUAGUGAUUCUUGAUUGUUUUUUUUUUAAUUUUAAAAUUUGUUGAGAUUGUUAGAAGAUCAGUUUGAGAUUUGGGGGAGAUUUGAUUGUUAAUGGUGCUUCUUAUUAGUGUUUUGGUGAUAUGUCUAUAAUGUAUAAUUUCUUAUUGAUGUGUUUGUUAA